Molecule: messenger RNA, 987 nt
Organism: Aureobasidium pullulans EXF-150
Lineage: Eukaryota; Fungi; Ascomycota; Dothideomycetes; Dothideales; Saccotheciaceae
Exons: 2
Coding region: 1-987 (328 amino acids)
Source: RefSeq, a predicted model, not a curated record
AUGAAGUAUACUCUUCAAUAUUUGGCCCUUGCCUCUGUCGCAUCUGCUCGCGUCCUUCACACCAGACAGUCAUCAUGCUGCUUCGGCAUCAACGUCUCUGGUGAUGGUGUUGAGGGCGGUUCCCUCGGUCAGAUCAGCGAUGGUCAGAACCGCUUUGGUCCUGGCCAGUCUGGUGCCUCUUACUGCAUCAACAACGGACAGAUCACCGACAAGAAGGGCAGAGGAUGUGUUAUCACUGGCCCUACCGACCAGUUCCAGUGUGACCAGGGCGCAUCUCCCACCGAAGGCUUCUCCAUCACCUCUUCCGGUCAAGUCGAGUUCAAUGGCGAUGACCAAUUCUAUGCCUGCCCCUCUGACGACAAUGGCAACUACAACAUCUACACAAAGCCUGUCGAGAACAUGCCCAAGUGUGUCAAGGUCAGCUUGAGCAGUGCUGACGGAACUUGCGCUGCCCCUUCAUCGGCCCCAGCAUCUUCUGCCCCUCCCGCUACUACUGCAGUAUCUGUUUCUACUGCUACCCAAGCACCUUCCCUCUCCCCUCGCCUGAUCAUCCCCGUUGAUAGCAACAACCCUGACACCGCCUACGGUACUCAGUACAACGCCUACAUCGGCAAUGGCAACAGCACUAUUUUCGAUUUCGAUAUUCCUCAGAGCUACAAGGGCAAGCAGUGCGAGCUCGUCUUCACUUUCCCCACCCAGUCCCAGCUCGAGACCUCUUUCGUCUCCGAGUCUGGCAACGGUGGUGUUGAGUUCAAGCAGCUUAAGGAGGCUGCUGAUGAGAAGACCACCUUCAACACCCAGCCUGGCGUCACCAAGAACUUUGGUGAAAAGGGUGUCUCCACCGGUAACGCUUAUAGCAUCACCACUGGUGACUGUGCUGUCGGCCAAACCAUCUCGUAUGAGCUUACUGCCACUGGCGAUAAGACCAUCGAAUUCUUCCAAGACUACAACCCCUGCCCGAUCGGCUUGUGGGUCAUUGCUAACUAA